AUGUACACCAAGCAGGCUCUUUCCGUCGGCGCUGCCUCGCUCGCCCUCGUCCAGCAGGCCAUGGCUUUCAACGCUCAUCGCCACAUUCACCAGGACAAGCGCGCUCUCAAGUUCGAUGUUGUCACUGAAUGGGUCACCAUCACUGUCGGCGGUGAUGAGUCGGUUCCUGCCGCCACUCCCACUCCUACGCCCACUCCUACUCCUCAGCCUGCGGCCCCCGAGGCCCAGUACACUCCCACCACAACUUCUACCUCCAUUGUCGUGAUUCCUACUCCCACUCCCACCCCGGUCUACGCCACCCCCAGCACCACUCUCGCCGCCGUCGCUGUUGCCGCUGUGCCUUCUACUUCCUACGCCAAGGCCACUGCUUCAGCCGUCGUCAGCUCCAGCUCCAACUCCGAAAAGGUCAAGAAGCGUGGUGUCGCUUACAACGAUCCCACCAAGGUCAACGCCUUCUUCUCGGGAACCACCCAGAACUGCGGCUGGGCCUACAACUGGGACUCUGCUGACAACGGCAUCACUGCCACGGGCGUCGACUACGUCCCCAUGCUCUGGGGUCCCAUCGACACCCACACCGCCCGCUGGGACGAGAACGCUAAAGCCUCCAUCAAGAAGGGCUCUACUCACAUUCUGAGCUUCAACGAGUGCGACAUGCCCUCUCAGUGCAACCUUGCUGCCUCCGAAGCUGCUGUCCAGCAUAAGAAGUACAUGAACUCCUACAAGAAUGAUUACAAUGUCAUGAUCGGAGCCCCUGCCAUCACCAACAGCAACAUCGCUGGCCAGGGUCUCGACUGGCUCAAGGCUUGGGUCUCUGCCUGCGAAACUGAAGGCUGCAUCUACGACUUCUGCGUCACCCACUGGUACUCUCCCUCCACCGCUGCCGACACCCUCUUCAGCCACCUUGAGGCCGUCCACGAGGCCUGUGGCGGCAAGCCCGUCUGGUUGACCGAGUUCGCUCCCUUCGGCACCACCGAUGAGAUCUCCAGCUUCGUCUCGACCAACGUCCCCAAGCUCGAGAGCCUGUCGUACCUCGAUCGCUACUCUUACUUCAUGGCUUCCGACGGCGUUCUCAACUCCGGCUCUGGCCUGAGCGCCCUCGGCCAGGUUUACGCCGCCGCUGCCUUGGUUUGA
Colletotrichum phormii is the source of this 1131-nucleotide messenger RNA. RefSeq names its product glycosyl hydrolase catalytic core-domain-containing protein. Gene Ontology annotation, cellular component: fungal-type cell wall. Bases 1 to 1131 code for a protein of 376 amino acids. The transcript has 2 exons. The record is from RefSeq and is a predicted model, not a curated record. Gene Ontology annotation, biological process: fungal-type cell wall polysaccharide metabolic process. NCBI's taxonomy places the organism in Eukaryota, Fungi, Ascomycota, Sordariomycetes, Glomerellales, Glomerellaceae.